AUGGAUAAUCUUGUAUUGCAACUAAAACAACUCAUUACUAAUCAAGAAUUCAUCAGUUCAACCUCCACAAAUCUUCAAUCGCAGCAGCAGCAGCAACUUACCCCAUCCAUUGUCCUCCACAACCCUAUCUUCAGGUACAUACCCCAGCCAUUAACCAACUACUGGUUUAACAAGACCCCACAACAGAGGAGCUCACUUCUAUUGAAAAUACUCCUUACAACCACUCUUAUAUUAUACAUUGCUGCACCAUCACUCCCAAUAUUCAGCAGCAAUAGCAACUCGAAAAUGUUUACCAAACGCCCAGACAAACACACAACCGGAUUGAUCAACUUGAGAAAUGACUGUUUUGCCAACUCUUCUUUACAAGCAUACUCUGCAUUACCUUCAUUGACAGAGUAUCUCAACAGAUUUAUCACUAGUUUCAACCAACUAUUUGAAUUCAUCAAGUCUCACAACAUCAAUAUCGAUGAAUUGAUCAAGUUGAGAACAGAACAUCACAAGUCAUUGCAAAGCGGCAAAUUCAAAGCAUCAAAUCAAAAAUUCGAUAUCCCCUUACAUAUAGCAUUGGCUUCAAUGGUUAAGAAAUUGCAAGAAACUCAAAUGACAUCAAAGACGAUUUCAGUUUGGACUUUUCUACAUGAAUUGGAAAAGAUAUUCAAUGCCAAAAUAUCAAGAAGUCAACAUGAUGCUCAAGAGUUGACUCAAUUGAUUAAUGAAACUUUGGAGAAUGAGAAUUUGAAAUUGAAAAGUUUCCACAAGUUUAUUACUUUGCAUUUACACCAAGUCGUUCCCAAGGGUGGCCAGCCAUCGCCUCAGGACUACACUGUCUUGGAACAAAUAUCCGUUCCUGAAUUCCCGUUUGAUGGAUUAAUCUUGAGCCAAAUGAGAUGUUUGACAUGCCAUGGUGUUUCGAAACCAAUCUUUACUCCAUUCGUCAUGUUGACAUUGCAUUUACCUUCACAGCCACUGGUAAAAUUGGAAACUUUAUUGGAAGAGAAUGAGAGCGAAACUAUUGAAGGAUACCAAUGUGUUAAAUGCAGAUUGGACAAAAUUGUAGCCAACGAGCAUGCAUAUGCUGAAUCUCAUAAUGGAGAAGCAAGACCCGUUUCUUCGCCUCAAGAAGGACAGUUUUUGCAACAGAUCAAUGACUUGGAUAAGAAUCCACAAUUGUGUAUCAAUGAGGAUUUGCCAGAACCAUUGGGGGAUUUCAUCAAGUCCUAUAACGUCAAUGGAAUUGACAUUUCUAAAGUCACUUCAACUGUUGCGAAAAAGUCACAAAUUCUAAAACCACCCAAGAUCUUUGGUUUCCACUUGUCGAGAUCAGCAUUUGAUGGACAGUCGGUUACGAGAAAUUCGUGUCGUGUUGAGUUUAAAGAUACAUUGACAUUGUCAAUUGGGAAAGAGUAUGUCGAGCGAUUGAAAUAUUUCCAGUCAAUUGUUCAAGAUGAUGAAGAGAAAUUGUUGAAUAAGCUCACGUCCUCGGUCUUAACCACUGAUGAAAAUGAUAUGGAGGAUGAAGAUGUUCAACGCGGUGAUUUUGAAGAAAAAGGUCCUGCUGAUGAAGAUGAGGAAGAAGUUUUGACUGAUGAUGGGAAAACUACUGAUAACGGCACCACGGAAGAUGACGAUGACGACGACGAUGACGACGACGAUGACGAUGACGAUGAAGCGGACGAAAAUUCAGUCACAAGUGCAGAUUCCGCCGCUGAAACCAUGACAACUGCGACCACAUUGAGAACUGGUGAAACACCUGUCCCUGUUCACCAAUCCAUCAAUUCGGCACCCAUGUCAGAACAACAAACGGAAAAAUUGAGCCAACAUUUCAGAAAGUUCAAAUUCAACGAUAAUGAUAUCUACAAGUACCGCUUACGAGCAGUGAUUAAGCACUUGGGGUCCCAUACCCAAGGACAUUAUGAAUGUUUCAAACACAAACCUCUCUACGUCAAGAACAAGGAAGGAAACAUUUUCAAAUUGUCACCCGAAAUCAUGGAUUUGUCAGGAAACAUUCACUGUGAAGCGACUCCCGUUGAUUCUGUACCACAAGAAGAUGUCAAUGACCUCGCUUCCAGCAAUGAUGCGUCAACAUCGUCCCCAUCAUCAUUUUCACUUGGUCGAAAAGUAUCAUUACGGAAACUGAGCCGGUCAGUCAGUGGUGGAUCGGAUAAAGACGAUGAUGGAUUACGAUCGAAAUUUUCAAAUCUUAUGGGUAGACGACCAUCCGUCAUCCAAGCCAACCCUAAGAACGUUGAGGAAAUUUUGCAAACUGGGUUGCACACACCAGCGGAGAUCUUGGUUGAUGACCCAAUGAAGAGCAACGCUCUCAAUAGUAACAACUUUGAAGAUGCAUUUGCGCAACAUAAUCUCAAGGAGGAGCAGCAACAGAAACAGCAACAGCAACAGCAACAGCAACAGCAACAGCAACAGCAACAGCAACAGCAACAGCAACAGCAGGUGCAGGGUAGAGCAUUGCCACACAAUAAAGGAGCUUCAUCGUCUAAUCGCCACCACCCCUUAUCUCAGGAAGUCAAUGGUGAUGAAGUAGGCAACUUGAAUGCAUCCGCAUCGAAACCCACAACUGCCGAGUCGCCGCAAAAGAAGGUGAAGAUGAAAAAGAUUAGUUCGUUGAUUUCAAAUCCAUACUGGAGAAUCAGUGAUGGUCAGGUCAGUGAAGUUUCCACUCGCUCUGUCUUGGCUGAAGAAACGUCCGUUUACAUUUUGUACUAUGAAAGAGUUGAUAGAAGACAAAUUAAGCGAUCACAUCGCAAUUAG
Molecule: messenger RNA, 2769 nt
Organism: Lodderomyces theae
Lineage: Eukaryota; Fungi; Ascomycota; Pichiomycetes; Serinales; Debaryomycetaceae
Product: putative ubiquitin-specific protease
Exons: 1
Coding region: 1-2769 (922 amino acids)
Biological process (GO): protein deubiquitination
Molecular function (GO): cysteine-type deubiquitinase activity
Source: RefSeq, a predicted model, not a curated record